AUGGAAUUGUCACCAUCCAGACCUUCCAUAUUGUUGUUUCUUGAUUGUCUCAAUACAAUAAAACAAGCUGCACACAUUGUUCAAGGGUCAUCACAAUUACUUCUGUUGUUAUUGUGCCCUAAACUUUUUAUUGUUACAGAUUGUUUACAAAUUUGUCCAUAUCCUCUUUAUGCAGCACUUUCUUCAACAAAACAAGUUGAAGUUUUGAAACCUCCUCCAAAGAGUUGUCGAAAAGUAAUAUUUUCUACAAAUAUUGCUGAAACUUCUAUAACAAUUCCAGGAAUAAAAUAUGUUGUCGAUACUGGAAUGGUAAAAGCCAAAAUUAUUAAAAGUUCAAAGAAUCUCAAAAGCUCAAGCAUGGCAGCGAACUGGCAGAGCAGGACGUCAAUCAAAAGGUGUCUGUUAUCGACUGUACACUAAAGAUGAAUAUAAUGCAAUGAAUGACCAUCCUAUUCCAGA
Centruroides sculpturatus (bark scorpion) is the source of this 459-nucleotide messenger RNA. RefSeq names its product pre-mRNA-splicing factor ATP-dependent RNA helicase DEAH10-like. Gene Ontology annotation, cellular component: intracellular anatomical structure. The record is from RefSeq and is a predicted model, not a curated record. NCBI's taxonomy places the organism in Eukaryota, Metazoa, Arthropoda, Arachnida, Scorpiones, Buthidae. The coding region runs from base 1 to 420 and encodes 139 amino acids. The transcript has 5 exons. Gene Ontology annotation, molecular function: RNA binding.